Fraxinus pennsylvanica is the source of this 729-nucleotide messenger RNA. The record is from the annotation of a GenBank genome assembly. NCBI's taxonomy places the organism in Eukaryota, Viridiplantae, Streptophyta, Magnoliopsida, Lamiales, Oleaceae.
AUGGCGAAUCAAGAGCACUUGGAAAAUUUGAAGCUCCGACAGAACUAUCGUAACCUAUGGCACACCGAUCUGAUGCGCACUAUGCAAAAUGAUCCUCCAUAUUGUUGCUUGGCGUUUUGGUGUGGACCCUGUGUAUCAUACAUGCUCCGCAAACGAGCACUUUACAAUGACAUGUCCAGGUAUGUCUGCUGUGCUGGUUAUAUGCCCUGUAGUGGGAGGUGUGGAGAAAGUCGUUGCCCUGAGUUUUGCCUUGCUACAGAGGUUCUCUUGUGCUUUGGGAAUUCAGUUGCCUCGACCCGAUUUUUGUUGCAAGAUGAAUUCAACAUACAGACAACACAAUGCGACAAUUGCAUCAUCGGUUUCAUGUUCUGCCUCCAACAAGUUGCUUGCAUUUUUUCCAUUGUUGCAAUGAUUGUCGGAAGUCAAGAAAUUUCAGAGGCUUCUCAGAUUCUGUCUUGCUUGGCUGACAUGGUCUAUUGCACGGUUUGUGCUUGUAUGCAGACACAACACAAGGUCGAAAUGGACAAACGGGAUGGUAAAUUUGGCCCACAACCAAUGGCAGUGCCUCCACCCCAGCAAAUGUCGCGCCUUGAUCAGCAGUAUCCUCCCACUGUUGGAUAUCCUCCACCUGCAUACGGGCAAUCUUAUUAUCCACCUCAAGCUUCUGGGUAUCCCCCCGCCGGCUACCCCCCCGCCGGUUACCCUCCUGCUGGUUACCCUCAAAAAUGA